Messenger RNA from Cottoperca gobio, 790 nucleotides. RefSeq names its product claudin 15-like a (gene cldn15la). Gene Ontology annotation, molecular function: structural molecule activity. The transcript has 5 exons. NCBI's taxonomy places the organism in Eukaryota, Metazoa, Chordata, Actinopteri, Perciformes, Bovichtidae. Gene Ontology annotation, cellular component: bicellular tight junction; membrane. The record is from RefSeq and is a predicted model, not a curated record. Bases 1 to 657 code for a protein of 218 amino acids.
AUGUCGACGGCUGUGGAAGCGACCGGGUUCAUCAUGUGCAUCAUCAGCUGGCUGAUCACCGGCGCGUCGCUGGCCAACGACUACUGGAAGAUUUCCACCGUGUCCGGCAGCGUCAUCAUCUCCCAGAGGCAGUUUGAGAACUUGUGGCACUCCUGCGCCGAGAACAGCGCCGGCAUCGCUGAGUGUAGAGACUUUGAGUCGCUGCUCGCCCUCCCCGCUCACAUUCAGGCGUGUCGAGCUCUGAUGAUCAUCGCUCUGCUGCUCGGCCUCGGCUCCAUGAUCGUGUCUCUGCUCGGACUGAAGUGCAUCAAGAUCGGCUCAGCCACCGACCAAUCCAAGGCCAAGAUCGCCAUCACCGGAGGAAUCCUGAGCAUGCUCGCUGGUCUGUGCUGCAUGAUAGCAGUUUCUUGGUACGCCUACAGAGUCGUGCAGGACUUCCACAAUCCGUUCUUCGGUGGCGUGAGGUUCGAGCUGAGCUCUGGCCUCUACCUGGGAUGGGGUGCGUCCUCUCUGUCUAUACUGGGUGGAGCUUUCCUCUGCUCCGCCUGUAAGAGAGCGUCAGCUGGAGGGAAGAAAGCCGGCUUUUAUGGAAACACACAGAAAGUCUACACGGCUACGGCCAAGUCCGAUCCAGAUUCAGCCAGAGCUUACGUCUAAACACACACACACACUCGCACACACACACACACACACACACACACACACACACACACACACACACACACACACACACAUACACACAUAAACACACACACUCAUGGGCUCACAUUCCUUUCUUGACGUCCUCUAA